Closterium sp. Naga37s-1 is the source of this 357-nucleotide messenger RNA. NCBI's taxonomy places the organism in Eukaryota, Viridiplantae, Streptophyta, Zygnematophyceae, Desmidiales, Closteriaceae. The record is from the annotation of a GenBank genome assembly.
AUGGACGGGACUCUGACCGUGCCGUGCAUAGAUUUCGCCGAGAUGCGCCGGCGCGUGGGCGCCACGAGCCCGGAUAUUCUGCACGAGAUCGACGGUUGGGAUGAGCCGAGACGAGUCGAGGCGUAUCGUGUGAUUGGGGAGAUGGAGGCGGAGGCGAAGCGACGGCUGCAGAUCAUGCCAGGGGCCCGCGAGCUCAUCGCCUUUCUUGACGCCCGGAACAUCAGGCGAGGGCUUAUAACGAGGAAUGUGAAGGAUUCAGUGGACCAUUUCCAUAGCAGUUUCGAGGUGAUUCUCAUACACGUUAAGGAAUUUCUUGUUACCAGCACUGGGCUUAUAACGAAGAAUGUGAAGGAUUAA